AUGGCUCUUCAGAGUUCGAUCGGCAUCAGUACCCUGUUGUCAAAAUCGGAUCUUUUUGCCAGUGACCGGAGGAUCGAGGUCGGAAAAGUCGUCGGAGGUGGGAUUUGGAGGAGGAAGCGAGGUGGGUUUGUUGUGUGUAGGAGUAGCGAUGAUGGGAUGAAGCAGGGAGGUGGUGGAGGGGUGCCCAAUUCGAAUUAUGUGGUGCCCUUAAACAUGUCGUUUUCGUUUACGAACUCGUCGUGUAUCACUAGGCGUCUGGCUGAGAUUCUCAGGGACCUGAAUAAGAGGAUUCCCGAUAACAUUAUCAGUACCAUACCUCCUGGAAAUCAGUCCACUUUAAUUCCUUGA
Molecule: messenger RNA, 348 nt
Organism: Argentina anserina (silverweed cinquefoil)
Lineage: Eukaryota; Viridiplantae; Streptophyta; Magnoliopsida; Rosales; Rosaceae
Product: DNA repair RAD52-like protein 2, chloroplastic
Exons: 1
Coding region: 1-348 (115 amino acids)
Biological process (GO): double-strand break repair via homologous recombination
Molecular function (GO): DNA binding
Source: RefSeq, a predicted model, not a curated record